Ananas comosus (pineapple) is the source of this 944-nucleotide messenger RNA. RefSeq lists its product as uncharacterized. The coding region runs from base 42 to 566 and encodes 174 amino acids. The record is from RefSeq and is a predicted model, not a curated record. The transcript has 3 exons. NCBI's taxonomy places the organism in Eukaryota, Viridiplantae, Streptophyta, Magnoliopsida, Poales, Bromeliaceae.
ACUCUCUUCGCCCUUUUUCCUCGUCUCUUCGAGGUACGGCAAUGGCGAAACCCCUCCUUCCCCUCACCUCCCUCCUCCUCCUCCUCCUCCCGUUCCUCUCCAAUCCCUCCGCCGCCGUGGUCGCCGGCACCGCGAACGACGUGCUCCCCAAGUUCGGGCUCCCCCCCGGCCUCCUCCCCAACACCGUCGCGAGCUACUCCCUCUCCGCCGACGGCGACUUCGUCGUGGAGCUCGAGGCCCCCUGCUACGUCCAGUUCUCCGACCUCGUCUACUACGAGAAAACGAUCAAGGGGAAGCUCUCGUACGGCGCCAUCUCCGACCUCUCCGGGAUCCAGGCGAAGAAGCUCUUCGUUUGGCUCUCCGUCACCGGGAUCGUCGCCCACCCCGAUUCCCGGAGCAUCGAGUUCCAGGUGGGGUUCAUUUCCGAAUCGCUCUCCGUCGACCAGUUCGAGACCGUCCCCGUUUGCAGGGCCAAGGCCGGGGAUCUCUCCGAAUUAGGGCUCCCUUUCGCCGAGUUAAUCGCAAAACGACAGGGAUAUGACGCACUUUUGGACCUACUCGCUUAAAAGCCUAAGCAUGUUUGAGAGCUCGGAGUGCAAGCUCUUCCCUGCUUCGAUAUUCCAGCAUCUACUCCGAGGAGCGACAGGAAUGUAACUCUGUGUACAAUAAAAGAGCACUAGCUCUCCAGUGAUGUAUGUAAUGUUGCUAAAUGGACCGGUCGUGCACGCUUGUGUAUGUUAUUUUCAGUUUGUGUUGUUGCAUAGAGAUUCUGAGCCUUUCCAGGCAUGUUAAAAUUUCUCUCUCUCUCUCUCUCUCUUUUCUUUUGUUUUUUCCUUCAUCUUGGCUUUUGGAUGUGGAUUUGGUUGAACAAAGUACACACAGGAUGCUAUGAAACAUUCAUUUCUAAGGGCUUCUUAUGCAGGGAUUGCUGAGGCUUCUAGUUA